AUGUCUCAAACCCCACAGUCGGCCAUCUCGGUCUCGGCUCAAAGCUUAAGCUUCGCCCUGAACGGCAAGAGCUCUUCAUAUCGCUUCCAGGUCGACCCAGACACUAGAGACCUCAUUUCGACCCAUUUCGGCGGCCGAAUCGACGAGGAUGUCCCAGCAUGGACUGCGAAGUUUGGCGUCUGGUCUCCAGAGGCAAAGCUUCGUCGCCGUGAGUUCCCGGAGCUCGGCCGCGGGGACUUUCGCACGCCAGCCGUCCACAUUCGCCAUGGGGAAGGACACGCAGCGUCUGACUUCAAGUUCGAGUCUCAUAGGGUCGUCCAGGGAAAACCUAGUCUUCAAGGCCUGCCCAGUACAUUCGGAUCUGAUGAUGAAGCGCAGACUCUAAUUGUGCACAUGCGCGACACGGCUAAUUCAACAUCGGCAUAUCUCUCAUACAGCAUAUUUGCUGCGCAUGAUGCGAUCGUGCGCAGCGUUAGAGUUGUCAAUGAGGGCGAGCACCCAGUCACAAUCGAAAAGCUGGCCAGUUUGAGCUUCGACCUCCCCACCCCAGCUGAUGGCUGCUAUGAUCUGACAGGGCUACAUGGCGAGUGGGCUCGAGAGAGACAACGCACACGCCAUAGAAUCCGAACCGGCGUUCAGAGCUUCGGGAGCACCCAAGGUGCAUCUUCGCACUGGCACAACCCCUUCAUGGCCGUCAGCUCAGGGGAUGCCAAUGAGAAACACGGAGAUGUAUGGGGCCUCGCGCUGGUUUACUCGGGGUCUCACCUGUGCGAGGUUGAGCUUGCCACCAGAGGCAGUCUUCGGGCCAGCAUGGGCAUCCACCCUUCUCAGCUAUCAUGGCGGCUAGGCCCAGGCCAGUCUUUCACCUCGCCGGAAGCAGUCGCUGUUUACUCGGGCUCUGGGUUUGGGGACAUGUCCCGAAAGCUCCACAGACUUGUCCGGCACAAUCUCGUGCGCAGCAAGUUCGCCCUGCUGCCUCGCCCGACGCUGCUUAAUCCAUGGGAGGGCGUUCUAUUCAACUUUGAUGACAAGAUACUGACUGAGAUUGCCAAGCAAUCGGCCGAGAUUGGCGUCAAGCUCUUUGUCAUUGAUGACGGCUGGUUCGGAGGCUCCAAGCAUCCCCGAGUGGACGACCAUGCGGGCCUAGGUGAUUGGGAGGUCAACCCAGCGCGGUUUCCUGAUGGGCUCGAAGGGUUUGCCCGCAAGAUCAAGUCAGAUCAUAACCUCCAGCUCGGCUUAUGGGUCGAGCCAGAGAUGGUCAACAGGAAGUCCGCACUCUUUGAGGCGCAUCCAGAUUGGGUCCUCGAGGUCCCGGGCAUGUCCACCACAGCCAUCCGUCACCAGUUUGCACUCGAUCUGGGACUUUCAGAGGUCCAGGACUACAUCAUCCAAGCGUUGUCCAGUAUCGUCAGGACAGUACCGGUUAGCUACAUCAAGUGGGACUACAACCGCCCCAUCGUUGAGAGCCCAACACCGGCUAGUCACCACAAGUACAUGCUUGGCCUUUACCGAGUGCUCGAGCAGCUUACCCAGCAACAUCCCGACAUAUUGUGGGAGGGCUGUGCCUCGGGUGGCGGCCGCUUCGACCUUGGUAUGCUGCACUACUUCCCGCAGAUCUGGACGUCAGACAACACCGACGCGCUGGACCGUCUUCAUAUCCAGCUCGGCACGUCGUUGGCCUAUCCCGCGUCGACAAUGGGUGCGCACCUCUCCCGAUCGCCCAAUGAGGUCACGCACAGGCCGUCAAACCUGCUAUUCCGUGCACACGUGGCCAUGAUGGGUGGUAGCUUUGGUGUCGAGCUUGACCCACGACGGCUCUCUGACGACGAACGAGCACAGCUGCCGGACCUUAUCAAGUUCGCGGAGAAGAUCAACUCGGUCGUUGUUAAUGGUGACAUGUACAGGCUCAGUCUGCCGAGCGAGUCCAACCACCCUGCCGUGCUGUUCAUGUCCUCGGAAGGCGAUACGGGGGUCUUGUUCAUAUUCCAGCUGCGCGCCGUCGUGAUGCACGACCGCCCUCUCAUCAAACUGCAGGGCUUGGACCCCGACGCUCGCUAUAUUUUGGAUGGAGACAAGCAGUUUUCGGGGGCGACACUCAUGAAUGCUGGAGUCGUGGCCGAUUUGACGGGAGACUUGACCAGCAAAGUCCUACUCAUCAAAAAGGUAUAACGCGGGGACCACACUCUUCUGCGCGGGAGAAUGAAAUCCGGCUGUGGCACUGACAGGCACUGUACUGUCUCUGUGGCAUUGUGAGCAUGGAUAUGAGAAAGUCAU
Molecule: messenger RNA, 2274 nt
Organism: Microdochium trichocladiopsis
Lineage: Eukaryota; Fungi; Ascomycota; Sordariomycetes; Xylariales; Microdochiaceae
Product: Melibiase-domain-containing protein
Exons: 3
Coding region: 1-2169 (722 amino acids)
Biological process (GO): carbohydrate catabolic process
Molecular function (GO): alpha-galactosidase activity
Source: RefSeq, a predicted model, not a curated record